CAUAUCAAUUGCCGGUAAAAAGAGCACAAUUAAGAAGAAGAAAAAACAAAUUUGUUUGCAAAUUUUCAUUUUGUUCACAAAAAUAAAACAAAAUUGUACAACAAAGUGUUUUGUAGUUUCAAAUUGUGAAAAAAUGGAAGAUGAUUACUUCAAUGUGCCUUUAGAGGAUGUGAAACGUGAAUUACGGCGGGGCAUCGUAGAGUGUCAGAAACGCGGCCUGUUGCACAGUGCCAAAUGGUUGGCGGAAAUGAACCAUGGUCUGUGUGAUGUUGACAUCGAUAUGAAUAGUGAGAAAUGCGAUUUCAGUGAAGUGGCUCUGGACGGUAUAACACCGGUGGAAUAUGAUAAUUACUAUUUGGCCAAAUGUUAUUUUGAUGUCAGGGAAUAUGAUCGAGCCGCCUAUUUGGUGCGUAAUGCUGAGUCGGCUGUGCCGAGAUUUUUACAUCUCUAUGCCACCUAUAUGGGCUUGGAGAAGCGAAGAUUGGACUCGACCACAGAUCAGUCGAAUCUCAAUGAUUCGGGACAUGUUAAGGACUUGGCCGAUUUGUUGGCCACAUUGAAAGCUGAAUAUUCCCGUGGUCGUUUAGAUGGUUAUGGCAUGUAUUUGUACGGUGUUGUUUUAAAGGCUGUAGAUCUUAAUCAAGCUGCUCAGGAAGUACUCAUACAAUCAAUACGUGCCGCUCCCAUGCUGUGGGGUUCCUAUGUGGAAUUAGCUCCUUUAAUUAAGGAAAAGGAGAAAUUGCAGACCAUGCAUUUGGGUGGUCAUUGGAUGAGGCAUUUUUUUGUGGCCCACACCUACAUAGAAAUGUAUUUGAAUGAUGAGGGUUUGAAAGCGUAUGAAGAUCUACAGGCAGCUGGCUUUCGUAAAUGUGUGUAUGUUACAUCACAAAUGGCCUUGGCCUAUCACAAUAAGAGGGAUGUUGAUAAAGCUAUAGAAAUCUUCCAAGCUUUACAAGAAGCCGAUCCAUAUCGUCUGGACAAUAUGGAUACUUAUUCUAAUUUACUUUUUGUUAAGGAGUUAAAAACAGAAAUGGCUCAAUUGGCCCAUAAGGUGGAGGGUAUUAAUAAAUAUCGUCCGGAAACCUGUUGUGUUAUAGGCAAUUACUAUAGCAUACGCUGUGAUCAUUUUAUGGCCAUUACUUAUUUCCAAAGAGCUUUGAAAUUGAAUCCCAAAUAUUUGGCAGCUUGGACUUUAAUGGGUCAUGAAUUUAUGGAGGUAAAAAAUACAAAUGCUGCCAUACAAAGUUAUCGCAAAGCGGUGGAGGUCAAUCGCCGUGAUUAUCGUGCCUGGUAUGGUCUUGGUCAAGCUUAUGAAAUUCUAAAAAUGAAUCACUACAGUUUAUACUAUUUCAAAAUAGCCCACAAACUGCGACCCUACGACAGCCGCAUGUUGGUGGCACUAGGUGAAACCUAUGAAAAGCUAGAUAGAUAUGAAAAUGCCAUACAAUGCUAUAGUAAAGCUUGUGACGUGGGUGAUAUAGAAGGUAUAGCCAUGUAUAAAAUGGCCAAUUUACAUGAAAAACUAGGAGCCCUUGAUCUGGCAGUAAAAUGCUACAUAAUGUAUUGUAAUGAUGAGCGGGCAGCAGCGGAUAAACAAAGUUUAUAUCAUGGCUAUAUGACAUUGGCAAAUUACUAUGAGAGUAAAGAGGAAUAUGAUAGAGCGUCACAUUAUGCCUAUAAGUGUUUGGAAUCAGAUGAUCGUAAAUCUGAAGCUAAAUCUUUACUCAAAACCAUAGAAAAUAAACGUAAAAUUUUAAUAUCUCUGGGUGCUGGGGGUACUUCAGGCUCUGGCAAUAAUGUAGCAAAUGCCGAUACCUCUUCUGAUGGUGACAUGGAUAUGGAAUUAAGUGACUUUAAAUUUAAUGAAUAUAUGAUGAGCAAUCGUGCUACCAGUUCGGCUGCUGCAGCAGUCGCUGGUAGUGGUGAUACUUCGGUAAGUUUUAAAACUUCUGCCAAUAUGACCAAUGAAGUUGGCACCAGCACAAGUCAAGGUACACUGGAUGUACAACAGGGUAAAAUAUCUGUGAUUGUGGGCGAUGAUAUGUCUUUAAGUGAAAGCGAUAUGACAGCCAAUACCUCUAUAGCCACAAAUACACCUUCAAAUAUACACUCACGACGCACAUUGGCUUCAGCUUCGAAUGCGGCACAUAAUAUUGUGGAAACAGAAGAAGAUGAUGAUACUCAUUCGAUGGAAAUGUCUUCUAUAUCUAUCGAUUAAGGAAAUUUACAAACUUUAAAAUGAAUUAAGUUAACAACGGACGAAAAAUUAAUCCUGUUUCAGUAUGAUUGGUCUGCUAAUUUAAAGAAAUACAAAAUAAUCCUAAGGUAUGCUUAACAA
Lucilia sericata (common green bottle fly) is the source of this 2338-nucleotide messenger RNA. It is a transcript of the gene Cdc23, whose product is annotated as cell division cycle protein 23 homolog. Bases 134 to 2218 code for a protein of 694 amino acids. Lineage: Eukaryota; Metazoa; Arthropoda; Insecta; Diptera; Calliphoridae. Gene Ontology annotation, molecular function: protein binding. The transcript has 5 exons. The record is from RefSeq and is a predicted model, not a curated record. Gene Ontology annotation, biological process: cell division. Gene Ontology annotation, cellular component: anaphase-promoting complex.